Molecule: messenger RNA, 1574 nt
Organism: Tribolium castaneum (red flour beetle)
Lineage: Eukaryota; Metazoa; Arthropoda; Insecta; Coleoptera; Tenebrionidae
Product: putative phosphatidate phosphatase
Exons: 5
Coding region: 295-1152 (285 amino acids)
Biological process (GO): phospholipid dephosphorylation; phospholipid metabolic process; signal transduction
Cellular component (GO): plasma membrane
Molecular function (GO): phosphatidate phosphatase activity
Source: RefSeq, a predicted model, not a curated record
GAUUACGAUCGCGAGCCAGUUCUCAGACAGGUGUUAGAAUAUCUGUCUCUGUGCUGCACACAGGGUUUGGUGUUAUGUGUUAUUUAAUCAUCGAAAAUGCCAAUUAAUCGCCCGUUUAAACGUGAAGUGAGGGAGCGGUUUAGAUCAAUUCAGCCCAAUUAAUUAUUGUUACCAAAUUAUUAUGAUAAUUCGUUGCUAAUAAAUAAUUAAAUAAAAGAGUUUGAAUUGAAUUGGGCGAUAAAAGACAUUCCUAUGACACUUUUAGUACUCGCUGAGUGAAUUUUUCGUGGAAAAAUGGCAAGUGAACGUGAGACUAUAAUUGUCCCCGGAAAGAAAAUACUCUUGGACGUGUUUCUAGUGGCAUUAGUUGGUUUCCCGAUUUUGUUUAUUUUUUUAUGGCUCACUCCGUAUCGUCGGGGCUUUUUUUGCAACGACGAGGACCUUAUGCACCCAUAUCAUCCCUCGACGGUGCCAAGCAUCUAUCUGUACAUUGUGGGCAUUAUCAUGAAUUGUACUGUGAUGAUCCUGAUCGAAUUCCUGAACCAGCCGCAAACCAGCCACGAAGUGACUUUCUGGAAAUUCCGCGUCCCCUUCUGGUUCUACAACGUCUACUACGUCCUUCUUGUUUUCGCCUUCGGCAUGGCGUGCUCGCAAUUAAGCACCGACAUCAUGAAGUACACAGUGGGCCGUCUCCGCCCUCAUUUCCUCACAGUCUGCAAGCCCGACAUCAACUGCUCGCUGCCCUCAAACCAGCACGUCUACCACGUGGAUUUCAACUGCACCAACAAGGACUACAUCCACAACGCCAGGAUCAUGAAAGAGAUGAGACUGUCAUUCCCUUCAGGACAUUCCUCUUUCUCCAUGUACACAAUGCUCUAUUUUGCUAUUUAUCUGCAAAGGAGAAUGGACUGGGACGGCUCCAAGCUCUUGAAGCACAUGCUGCAGUUUUUGGCCGUUGCGGCCGCCGUUUUUGUCGCAAUGACGCGCAUUUCUGACAACAAACACCACUGGAGCGAUGUUCUAAGCGGACUGGUUAUUGGGACCAUUGUGGCGUGUGUUACGGCUACUGUUGGGUUUAAACACGAGUUUGUUCCUUUUAACGAGUAUGAAUACAUCCCAAGUAGUCCUCCUAACACUCACACUUCUGUUUAAUGUGUCUAAAGCUCGUGUUUUUUCAACGCUGUUUCAACAACACCCCACACAGGAUUUGGUAAGGAAGGAUUUUCUUGAACUGCAAGGAGUUAACGGAAAUAACGCCCAAACCGCGUAGUUUUUCAAGCGACCUGAUUUGUACUUAAUCAUAUCACAUCACGAUUAUUUAUUUGUUAAAUUGAGAUUGUUUUAUAUUUAUUUAUUUAUUGUUUAGGUGUUAAGACUCGAUAGCAAUAAAUUGUUAGACAGUAUUGAGAAACAUCGGGAAAUGUGAUAGACCUAAUUUUGUACCUCGCACUCGGUAGAAAGUACCGCCAACUCGUGUUUGAUAUUUUUGUAUUCAUAAAUUGUGAUAAUUUGCUGGCCAGGCCCCAAUAAGUUGAGUUGUAACCAAUUAUUUUAAUAAAUUUUUCCAAUUUGAA